AUGCUCGCACACUGCCGCGACACCCGCCCCGCCGCUGUCUCAGCCGCAGCCGCAGACAUCUCCAGGAUCCUCGACCCAUCGUACCUCCCCUCCUCCUCCACCCGGCCCUCCCCCACAUUCACCCGCGCGUACGUCGACAAGAACGGCGACCUCCACGACCCGGACUACCGCCACUUCCCCUCCCCCGCACACAAGCUCCCGCAGAGGCAGAAGCAGCACUCGCUCUCGAGCUCCUAUUCGCAUAGCAGCGCCAGCAGCGCGUCGAGGGUCAGUCCGAGCACGACGAGCUCGAACACCCGGCGCCCGCAGUUCGAUUGGGAGAUCGACCUCGACGAGUCCGCGCUCGAUGACGAGUCUGAGGAGUGGCAGAACCACCACCAGCGAAACAGAUAUAGCGCACCACCCACCCGCUCCUGGUCUACCUCGAGCCACACGACGAACAACAACGCCUACACCACCCGUCCGCGGGAAUCGUCGUUUUCCACCAUGUCCAUGUACACGCCCACAUCCACGUACUACUCGCCGACAGGGACAUCCUCGACGCUGCCCACGUCGUACGAAGACGACACGGACGCGGUGCUCUCCGAGUCGCCGUUCGAAGAAAAAGUGCAUGCGCUCCAACGCGAGCGGGAGCGGGAGAAGAAGCACCGGCGCCGGCUGUCCAAGGGCGAUCGCGAGAAGGAGCGGAUGAGGCUUCGAGAGGAGAAAGAGCGCGCGCAGCGCCAGGAAGAUGAAGAGCGCGAGGUGCGCGAGAUGCGCGAGAAGAUGGAGUGUCAGGAGGAGGAGACGACGCGCCAGCGCCGCAUGUCCGUUGAGCGGCCUUUGUCUGCGGGAGCAGGGAGAAGGGCGAGUCGGCAGGUGUAUGAUUUGGACGAAGAUGACGACGCGUUCGUCACUGCGCGCGAAGAAUCCACUAUCCUGGACGACGCCGACGACGACUCGGCGCACCUACGCGCACCCACCCUCGUCUCGCGCGUGCGCUCGCGGUCACGCUCAAGGUCCGCGGCCAAGAACACCGCGACAAGUACCCUCGCACCAACGGCGCAGGAGAGCGAGUACGUCCCGUCGUGCACGCAGAGCCUAAAGCGGCAGUGGCAGGCGUUCGCGCUCGGAUUCAGGUUCGGCGUCUUCAGAGCGCAGAGGCGCGUCAUGCGCCGCGUGGCGUCGUUGAUGUGA
Molecule: messenger RNA, 1176 nt
Organism: Psilocybe cubensis
Lineage: Eukaryota; Fungi; Basidiomycota; Agaricomycetes; Agaricales; Agrocybaceae
Exons: 1
Coding region: 1-1176 (391 amino acids)
Source: RefSeq, a predicted model, not a curated record